GUUCAGUCUGAGAAGAAGGGCUGUUGUUUCUGAUGAAGAAAGAGCUCCACCCUCAGCCACUGCCACAGCUGCUCUGCCAAUAACAAAGGCACAGCAUUUUCCCUCUGUGCAUCUCCAACAUGGAUGCUUUUCAGGGCAUUUUAAAAUUCUUCCUUAAUCAGAAAACUGUUAUUGGCUACAGCUUCAUGGCUCUGCUGACCGUGGGAAGUGAGCGUCUCUUUUCUGUUGUGGCUUUUAAGUGCCCCUGCAGCACUGAGAAUAUGACCUAUGGGCUGGUUUUCCUCUUUGCUCCUGCCUGGGUGUUACUGAUCCUGGGAUUCUUUCUGAACAAUAGGUCGUGGAGACUCUUCACAGGCUGCUGUGUGAAUCCCAGGAAAAUCUUCCCCAGAGGCCACAGCUGCCGUUUCUUCUACGUCCUCGGCCAGAUCACUCUGAGCUCAUUGGUGGCUCCAGUGAUGUGGCUUUCUGUGGCUCUGCUCAAUGGAACUUUCUAUGAAUGUGCCAUGAGCGGGACGAGAAGUUCAGGACUCCUGGAACUGAUUUGCAAGGGUAAGCCCAAAGAGUGCUGGGAAGAACUUCACAAAGUAUCUUGUGGCAAAACUAGCAUGCUACCUACCGUCAAUGAAGAACUGAAACUCUCCCUUCAGGCCCAGUCUCAGAUUCUAGGAUGGUGCCUGAUUUGUUCAGCAUCUUUCUUCUCUCUGCUCACCACAUGUUAUGCUCGCUGCCGAUCUAAAGUUAGCUACCUUCAGCUGAGUUUUUGGAAGACAUAUGCACAAAAGGAGAAGGAGCAGUUGGAAAAUACAUUUCUGGACUAUGCCAACAAGCUGAGCGAGAGGAACCUGAAAUGUUUUUUUGAAAACAAGAGGCCAGAUCCUUUUCCCAUGCCUACGUUUGCUGCCUGGGAGGCUGCUUCAGAGCUGCAUUCUUUCCACCAAAGCCAGCAACACUAUAGCACCCUCCACAGAGUGGUGGACAAUGGUCUGGAACUUAGCCCUGAGGAUGAUGAGACGACAAUGGUCCUUGUGGGUACUACCCACAAUAUGUAGCUUAUCCACCAUCAAUGACUCAUGGUGUUGAGUGGCAUGCUCAUUCUGUGAUCCUCCUAAUGUGUCACCAGCAACCUGUGUAUCUCUGUAUUUUCUUACAUUUGGAGUAUGUUUACAAGACAAUAACACAAAGGAAACUGCUUUGAAGCUCUCAAGUGGAACAUCAGGAUGUGCUCAAAUUGAUGCUGAGGGGUGACAAAGGUGCUCUUGCAUUGAUGGAGAGGGGCUCAGUAGGCCCAAAUGUUGCUCCAAGAUCUAAGAUUUUAUCAUUCAACAGACAGACUCAUGUGAGAGGGCUCAUCAGUCUCUGUAAAUAUUGGUUGCAGAAUUUAGGGGCAGAAGCAAUGGCUUGUGAGUGAGCAAGUUACUCUUAACACAGGUUGCCCUACACAGUGGCUCCUGCAGUGUGAUCAGCAGGAGUCUCUGUCCUACAAAUCUACCCUUUUAAGGAUGUAUGAAAUUGUGGAAUUCAUUCCCUCAGAAUCUGAAGACCUCAGUUCUCAAAAAUGACAAGUUGCAAGAGUAUGAUACCUAAAAUUGAAAGUUUUUCACAUGUUUUCACUGUAUACUGAAAAUACGCCCCUGGAAGCAGGGCUGCAUCAUAAUUUUUGUGGGCUUUAUGUACUUUUGCCUUUGCGAACCAUUUCCUACAUUCAAAAUAGUAGUAACAAAUAUAUAUAUAUAUACACACACACACAGAAAUAUAUAUUUAUAACUGCAUUGAUAAAAGGUGAAUAUAUUAGCAUUUUCUUCAACCUAAAAGUUUAUGUAUUUUCUUCUGAUUUUAAAAGAAAUUAAAAACAUUUUAGUGGGCCCUUACAAGUAUUAUGGUCCUUAGGCACAGUGCUUACUAGGCCGUGGGUAUGUCUUAGUGCGUUUGGGCUACUAUAACAAAAUAUCAUAUAUAGGUGGCUUAUACAAAAUAGAAAUUUAUUUCUCACAGUUCUGGAGGCUGGGAAGUCCGAGGUCAGGCUGCCAGCAUGCUCAGGUUCUGGUGAGAGCAAUUUUCCAGGUUGCAAACUGCUUGCUGACUUCUCAGUGUCCUUCCAUGGUGGAAAGUGCAAAUAAGCUCCCUCGAGCAUUUUUAUAAGGCACUAAUCCCAUUCCUGGAGGCUCCACCUUCAUGACCCAAUUACUUCUCAAAGGCUCUGCUUCUUAGUACUAUCAGCUUGGGGGUUAAGAUUUCAACAUAUGAAAUUGGGGGAGACACAAACAUUCAGACUAUAGUAGGGUAAAUUGACCUUGGCUAAAGGUCUGGGGACACUGUCCAAAUCAGUACUGGCAUAAAACUGUAUUGCAGUCUUACAUUUAUCAGAAAUAAUGCAAAUCUUGCAUUCUACAAUGUACUAUAUCCACGUUAGUAUGUAUAUAUAUACGUGUAUGUGUAUAUGUACAUAAAUUCUCCUUAAAUCUCUGAGAAGAAUUGUGCUUUAAAGAAGAACUAUGUUUUGUGCUGUGGCUCAUACCUUACAGUGGUAGUCUAUGUCUCCUAGUUUGAGAAAGCUGAAUAUUAACUUCUUAUUAACAUGAAACAUGAUGGCAAACUGAAUCCUACACGUAUAGGACCCAGAACAUAUCUAUGUUAUUGUCGUUUACAAGAAGAAAUAUGUAUUUGGUCUUUCUUCCUAUUCCUGGUGCAGAGCUCCUAAAACCUUUGGGACCUCCGAAGUGAUGUGUCUGGUAGUACGCGAAUGAGAUGACUGAUAGUUAGGGGUUUCUGAAUGACCUCAGAAUGGGGUCUGGUUGCCACGGGAACCAACCAUGUGUUUAGAGGGUUGGAACUUUCAGCCCCACUCCCAGAUCUUGGGGAAGGAAGAGGGGCUGAAGGUUGAGUCGAUCACAAAUGGAUAAUGAUUUAAUCAAUCAUGCCUAAGAAUAAAGCUUCCCAUACAAAUCCAAAGGACAAGGUUCAGAGAGCUUCUGCAUUGCUCAAUACAUGAAGAGUGGUGCACCCAAAGGGGCCGUGGAAGCUCCGUGCCCCUUCCCCCAAACCUGUUCCUGUGCCUCCAUCUGGCUGUUUCUGAGUUAUAUUAUUUUAUAAUAGACUGAUGAUAGUAAAUAAAGCCCUUUCCUGAGUUCUGUGAGCUGCUCUAGGAAAUGGUGAAAUCUGAGAAGGAAAUCAUGGGAACCUCUGCUUUGUAGCCAUGUCAGAUAGAAGAUGUGAGUAACUUUGGAACCUACUGCUUGUGACUGGUGUCUGAAGUUGGGGGAGGUCUUAUGGGACUGAGCCCUUAACCUGCUGGGGAUCUGCACUUAAUGCCGAUUAAUGCCAGAAUUGAAUUGUAUGAUAUCCAGUUGGUAUUGGAGAAUUGGCCAGUGUGGGAGAAAACCCACACAGUUGGUGGCAAGGAGUGUUCAGUGUUGAGUGUGAAUGUCAAUUAAAAAAGGUUUGUUUUUUCUACCUACAAUAUCUUUGGGAACUUGGAGGUGCAGGGUCAGAUGUCUGUGUGUGUAUGUGGCAGGGACAGAACAGGGAUUAGAGAUGUGAGGGGGUAGAGUUUUCAGAAUAAAGGGAGAGAAAAUUCAGCAAAGAGUUCUCCUUCUUAAUCUUUCUUGACUUAAAGUUUUUCUGCCCUUAAGUGUCUUCUGAGCUGGAAAAAGACAUAUAGGAACUGGCCGAUGCCGAUGCCUCUCUUGCAGUGUGUGAGAGGCUGAAACAGAAGUUCUACAGAAGUAGGUUAGCUGUAAGGAGCUGAGGAUUGAGGAGUCAUAUCUGGGGGAUAUUCCUGCCACCCUCAAGUCCAGGGACUUUCUGCACUCAAAAAACUUACGCUCAUGACAAUGACUGCCUCAUUCAAGAAAAUCCAAGCUGACUGGCAAGAAGCCGGCAGCCUGGGUACUUGUUGCUGCAGCUUAAUAAGUAGCAGAAGAGCUCAUCCUCCUCCUCUGGAAGAAGCCACUUAACAGGUUCUCAUCCUGACUCCUAAAUUCCUUAACAGUCCUUUACUCAGGAAUAAAACAAGUCCAAGAAAACUUCUCUCUCCCACAAAUAGUCCUGGAGGCAGUGGAGUAAGAUAGGGAGAGCAAAUUGGUGUCUGCUCUUGAGUAUCUUGAGGGAAUGGGUAUCUAGAGGCAGCAGGAUGAACUGGCUUUGAUAGCAGAGACUUUAAAAUGUGUGGACCAUUAGUUGUCUUUGGAUGUGCUCCCUAGAGGCUGCGCCUGACACAGGGAGCUGUGUAUACAUGAUUUAUUAAAAGGAAAUCCUCUUAGGAGAAACAUAUUAGCAGGAUAAACACAAGAAAGAAUGCAGUUACAAGUGGAGUCUCAAUCAAUCCCACAGGAAAUUCUGGGACUUCAGCCUCAGCUUGACCUAUGGGGGGCUCUGGAAUGUCAGUUUUCUCCUGAUCCCAACUGUGCUCUGGGGCUUCCAUUGCAGCCAAGAGAGAGCAUUCCCCAGAAAACUCCAGGUGAGGAGUCUCCAGUGGCCCAAGGGAGAUCCUCCAGAGGAGGUUACACUGCAGAACUGGGACAUUGGCACCCUGAAUUUGGAUAUCUAGAGAGGGCACCCAAUGGUCAUACUAAUGUCUGCCAUAACAGUCUCUUCUAGGUCUAGACUUGAAGCAUAUGGAAGGGUCCUUGGGCUAGAGCCAACCCAAGCCCAGGCUGACUCCCUUUUUAUACUUCUAAUUUUCCCUGAAGAUCUGGUCUUCUCCCUACCACCACUACCCUAUUACAUAAGAGGAAAGGAUUGGAGAAUGCUCUUGAAAAGAAUGUGAUGCUUUCCCAUACAAGGAAUAUACUCAAGGAAAAAUUUCAUGGCACAAAAUGCUGAUUCUGUCUAAUUUAUCCCAUGAAUAAAUUGUGUACACAUAUA
Molecule: messenger RNA, 4863 nt
Organism: Pan troglodytes (chimpanzee)
Lineage: Eukaryota; Metazoa; Chordata; Mammalia; Primates; Hominidae
Gene: CALHM5
Product: calcium homeostasis modulator family member 5
Exons: 2
Coding region: 120-1049 (309 amino acids)
Cellular component (GO): plasma membrane
Molecular function (GO): monoatomic cation channel activity
Source: RefSeq, a predicted model, not a curated record